Molecule: messenger RNA, 2525 nt
Organism: Durio zibethinus
Lineage: Eukaryota; Viridiplantae; Streptophyta; Magnoliopsida; Malvales; Malvaceae
Source: RefSeq, a predicted model, not a curated record
GGCAUUGAUCAUUGGGGUUGACUGAAGAUGGAAUUACUUCUUGGUAUUCUUAUAUUGGCUUUCUUGCUUUCUUUUGUAUCUGCUGAUUUUCAAGGUGUAAAGGGAAGAUGUUACUCAGCCUGUAAGCUCAAAUGGGAACACAAUAAGAUGCCAGAAGCUUUUCUCGUGCUCACUGUGAAUAUGCAAUUUACCUCCUUACUGUCUAUUAAUUGUUGUCAGUCAGAUUUGAGUUACUGAGGCCUCUAGAGUUGGUUGCUUAUACGUUUUUAAUCAAACUAUAUGACACUUUAUGUCCUCUACUGAAAUAUUACUGGGUUGAGUUUGAGGUUUUUUUGAGAAACUUGGGCUGAUAUUUGCCUAAAUAAUAGUGAUGAUAAGGUCUCAUGUGGUGCAUAACCACAUAUUGAGGAUACUGGAUGAUCUCAUUUCUUUUCAUACUUCUAUUGAUUUUAGAUGCUAAUUCUUUAGGCCUGGGUUGGCCAAGGGGAUAUUUGUUUGCUUACUUGGAUUAUGAAUAUCCAUAUAAUCUGUUUCAGGAGAUGCUUUACAUGCAUUGAGGAGUUCACUCAAUGCUUCAGCCGAUCAGCUGCCAAAUUGGAAUCCAAAUCUAGUUAGCCCUUGCACUUGGUUAAAUGUUAUGUGUGAUUCUAGUCAUAAUGUCAUCUCUGUGACAUUGUCAUCCAUGAACUUGUCUGGCUCCUUGUCACCUAAAAUAGGAGUUCUGAAGACUCUUUCAUCACUUGUAUUGAAAGGAAAUGGUAUAACUGGUGAGAUACCAAAAGAGUUAGGCAAUUUGUCAAGCUUGACAAAAUUGGAUUUGGAAAAUAAUCGGUUGACUGGAGAAAUACCUUCUUCCCUUGGUAAUCUUAAAAAUCUUCAAUUCCUGACACUGAGUGAGAACAAUCUUACUGGAACUGUCCCUCAGUCAAUUUCAGAUCUUCCAAAGUUGAUCAAUCUUCUGCUUGAUUCGAAUGAUCUUAGCGGUCAAGUUCCUAAUGAUUUGUUCCGCAUUCCAAUUUACGAUUUUACAGGAAACAGGCUAAAUUGUGGUGAAAAUUUUCCUCACAGUUGUGUGUCAAAUGGAUAUGAUUCAGGUUCUUUGCGGAAGCCAAAGGUUGGAAUUAUUGUUGGUGGAUUAAUAAUUCUUCUUGUUUUUGGUGGCUUGCUGUUUUUCUUGUACAAGAGUAGACAGCAAGGCUGCAAGGGUGAAGUAUUUGUAGAUGUUGCAGGUGAAGUUGACCAAAAGAUUUCUUUUGGUCAAUUGAAAAGGUUUGCAUGGAGGGAAUUACAGUUGGCUACUGAUAGCUUCAGCGAAAAAAAUAUCCUUGGACAGGGAGGUUUCGGAAAGGUUUAUAAAGGCGUGUUUUCUGAUAACACAAAAGUUGCAGUUAAGAGAUUAACUGAUUUUGAAAGUCCCGGAGGAGAUGCAGCUUUUCAACGAGAAGUUCAGAUGAUAAGUGUAGCUGUUCACAGGAAUCUCUUACGGCUGAUUGGCUUUUGCACAACACCAACAGAGCGCCUUUUGGUCUAUCCAUUUAUGGAGAAUUUAAGUGUGGCCUAUCGUCUCCGGGAACUCAAACCUGGUGAACCUGUUUUAGAUUGGCCUACAAGAAAAAGAAUAGCCCUUGGGGCAGCACGUGGGCUGGAAUACCUUCAUGAACAUUGCAAUCCUAAGAUCAUUCAUCGGGAUGUGAAGGCAGCUAAUGUAUUAUUGGAUGAAGACUUUGAAGCAGUUGUUGGUGACUUUGGCCUUGCAAAGUUGGUGGAUGUGAGGCAGACAAAUGUUACAACUCAAGUUCGCGGAACAAUGGGCCACAUAGCACCUGAGUACUUGUCUACCGGCAAGUCAUCGGAAAAGACAGAUGUCUUUGGUUAUGGGAUUAUGCUUCUAGAGCUUGUAACAGGUCAACGCGCGAUUGAUUUUUCACGCUUGGAAGAAGAAGAUGAUGUUUUGCUGCUUGAUCAUGUGAAGAAGCUGGAAAACGAGAAAAAGCUGAAUGCUAUUGUAGAUCGUAAUCUUAAUAAAAAUUAUAACAUCCAGGAGGUGGGGGCAAUGAUCCAAGUUGCAUUGCUUUGUACCCAAGCUUCACCAGAGGUUCGUCCAGCAAUGUCAGAGGUGGUGAGGAUGCUGGAAGGAGAGGGGCUGGCAGAGAGGUGGGAAGAAUGGCAGCAUGUUGAAGUUACACGUAGGCAAGAGUAUGAAAAACAAAGGAGAUUUCGAUGGGGAGAAGAUUCGUUACAUAACCGGGAUGCAAUGGAGUUAUCUGGUGGAAGAUGAGCUAAAGAAUUCACUUGCGUGUUAAAAGCAUGUAACAUCCUAGCUUGUAUUAGUAGGUUAGCAAAAUCAAUGUUUCAGUUGGUGAGCAGAAUUUUCAUUUGAGCAAUGACAGGAAAAUAGUGAAAAAAAUGCCAUCAUGUUUUUAUACCCCAUGCAUUGCUUGUCUUCUAAGUGUUUUUAUUCAAUAUUUCUUGUAUGUGUUUAUUGUAUCAAAGAGCACACCUAAAGAAAUGGCAUGAUCUUGUAU